This is a messenger RNA of Haplochromis burtoni (Burton's mouthbrooder), 5731 nucleotides long. RefSeq names its product vir like m6A methyltransferase associated (gene virma). NCBI's taxonomy places the organism in Eukaryota, Metazoa, Chordata, Actinopteri, Cichliformes, Cichlidae. Gene Ontology annotation, molecular function: RNA binding. Gene Ontology annotation, cellular component: RNA N6-methyladenosine methyltransferase complex. Bases 50 to 5551 code for a protein of 1833 amino acids. The transcript is spliced from 27 exons. The record is from RefSeq and is a predicted model, not a curated record.
GACUUUAAUCCGGAAGUUUACCCCUGGCCCGGCCGAUAGCAGUGGAGCGAUGGCGGGGGACCCUUCAACGGAGCUUCUUUUUCUGGAUACGUUUAAGCAUCAGAGUGCAGAGUUAACCAACAUAGACGUGGUGCGGUUUCCUUGCGGGGUGCUGAUCACAGAGGUGCGGGUCAUUCCUCCAGGGAUCAAAGCUCAUAGUAACCUACCUGACAGCAGAGCGUUUGGAGAGACUUCUCCUCAUGCCUUCCAGUUGGAGCUGUUCUUCAAUAAUGUUACCAAACCCAACAGCCCCACCUUCCACAGACUGGGCAGUUUGGAAUAUGAUGAAAACAAGUCCAUUGUGUUCAGACCCAGCGGAAAGGUGAAUACAGAUGGCCUAGUGUUGCGUGGCUGGUACACAACUCUGACUGUUGCGGUGUACGGGACAGCGGAGCGGCCGCAUGGACACGACCAAGACUCACCUCCUCCCCCUCCACCACCACCCCCUCAACAGCCCAGUGGGCUCAAGAGGAUCCUUAAACAAGAGUGGGAAAAAGAUGACCAGUACAAUGGCAGCCCACCAAGACCAGCACCCAGAGGGCCUCGCACCCCACCUGGUCCUCCACCCCCGGAUGAUGAUGAUGAGGAGCAGGUUCAAAUGACGGUGGGCGUGGCCAAGGAAGAGCCGACCGAGGGCCGUGACGACUACCUGGAGAACGUGUCGCCUGAAAGAUCGCUGCCCGCUGACGAGACGUACUCGGAUGCUGAACAAGAAGAAGAGGCCGAGGAGGAGGAGGAAGAGGAGGAGCAGGAGGAGGAAGAAGAUACACGGACUGAGGGGAGUGCGCCGGAGGAGGAGGAUGAAGAAGAGGAGGAGGAGGAUGAGGGUGAGGACGAGGAAGAGGAGAUGGAGGAAGAUAAUGAUGGCUAUGAACAGAUUUCCAGCGAUGAGGACGAUCUGGAUAACGGCAGCUUCAAGUUGCAGAACUUUGACAUGGACUACACUCCUGAGGAUCUUGCAUCUGUUCCACCGGUCCAGUACGACCCAUAUGAACGAGAACUCCGACCCUUGCUCUACUUCACGCCUCCAUACAAAACUCGCUUUGAUAUACAGUUUGAGAAGGCCACUGUGGAGGAGCCCAAGGAGGCAGGUGGAGCAGAAGGACCAGCAGGAGGAGAGGAAGCUGAGGCUGUGGCUCAGCUGAAAGAACUCUUAGCUAGUAUUGGUGAUGACAGAGAUGCACGAUGGGUCAGUGCUCUGGAAGAGGCUCCUGGACUUCUGGCCAAAGGGUUGGCUUAUUUAGUUAAAAGGGGAGAGGGAGAGAUAGAGGACUCUGUUAGAGUUUUAGUCCAGUGGACUCUCCAAGCUCUCAGUAUGGAGGUUGCUCUCAAACAGCCCAUUGCCCUUAACCUCAGACAGCUGAAGGCUGGUGCUAAGCUAGCUUCAUACCUGGCAGAGUGUCCUCAGGGUCUCACGAUGCUGCUGCAUGAAGGGGUUCUGAAUGUGCUGCUGGAGCUGCUCCAUACAGACCACGUCUCCUCCACACUGAAGCUGAGUAUCCUAAGAGCUUUGGAUGCUCUGAUCAGCGCUCCUGCAGGGGUGGAGGCCUUCCUACAUGCAGGAAAUUCAGAGAAGAGUGGCUACCAGCGUCUGGUCCAGCUGUUCCUGCAUGAGGAAACGGUGAGGGUCAUAACAGCUGGAAAUGCUAUAUUACAGAAAAGCCACAUGUAUGAGGUGCUGGUUGACCUACAGCAUGCAGCAGCUGCAUUGAGUGAACCACAACAGGAGGAGAUGGAUGAUGCAGAGAGCCCUAUGGAAGAGGAGCCUUCGCUAAGCUCCACCGCUCUGAGUGAGGCAGAGCUCGAUAGGUUGGCAGGUGCUUUGGAAGAGCUACAUCACCUGCUAGAAACAGCCCCUCAUUGCAUGGUGCAACCUCCUGGGAAAGCCUUCCCCACUACUGCUAGAAUUACAGGGCCACAGGAGAGGGACAACCCCUACCCAUCACUGUAUAGGUAUAUGCAUGCAUGUCAUUUUCUGGAGAGCACAACGGUGGUGUUGUCAGCAGCUGCUGCAGCCGGCCAUCUUGGGGUCACUCAAGCCGUCAGAGAGCUUCUGCGCUUCCUGUCGCUCACCCAGUCGGGUCUGCUCUUCCUUCUCGCCCAGCCCACACCCACCAACCUGCUGCUGCGCCUCCUGGCGUCGAUGGCAGAGUCCGAGGCAGAGGAGAGCAUGUGUACUGGGGGAGAAGCGGGUCUGAUUGGGCCAGGGUGCGGUGAAGAGGGCUUUGGCGUGUGGCUGAUACAGGCCCUGCAUGCUCUGCAAGGCGUGUCAGAACUCAUGAGCCAUGUGGCUACAGGAGGAGACGGUGGUGCAGGCCUAGAUGAAGGUGACAAUCCAGAUAUACUGGGCACGCUCCAUGCGCUUUACCUGAUGACCUUUACGCAGACUGGACGCAGCGCCGUAGCUCAUGUUUUCAGCCUGGAUAACAACCUUUCCUGUCUGGUCACGCUGCUCCAGCACCACAGCAAGGACGGACAGGGUGAGGGGAAGGCUCGCAAAGCGGUGACAUAUAACUACGCCUGCAUGCUGGUCUUACUGGUGGUGCAGAAUUCUAAUGAGCUGCGGAUGAUGGAACAAUAUGCCGCUCCGCUGCUCUCUAUAGCCAAGGCUGAUGACACCAAUGCCAAGUUACAGGAGCUCAGUAAAUGGUUGGAGCCAGUGGAGAAGCUUCGCUUUGAGAUUGGCAGCAUUCCCACCCUUAUCGACUAUAUCAAACAGAAUGUAGAAAAUGUGUUAACUGCUGAGGGAACCGGGCUGGUCACUGCUCUGAGGGUCCUCUGUCACAUCGCUUGCCCACCUCCUGCUGUAGAAGGUCAGCAGAGGGAUCUGAAGUGGAGCCUUGCAGGAGUCCAGCUUUUCUCUGGGGAGGGUCUCGAUACGUGUGUGCGUGUCCUGCAGAAGCUAUGCAGCGUGUUACUGCAGCCGUGGCGCGUGCACGGACACAUGGGUCCGACGCCGCAGCGCUGCAUGAUCCUCAGUAUAUGUAUCAGCACGCUGCGGUUGCUUCGCACCAUGCUCACCGAGCUGCUGCGCGGCGGAGCUUUCCAGUUCAGGGACACUCGCGUGGCCAGCGUGUUGGUGACGCUUCACAUGAUAGUGUGCUCCAUUCCUGCUUCUGGGCGUCUCGAUGGGGAGGAGACCAGAGUGCAAGUGCUCAUUGUUGACGUCCUGCUCACCUUUACGCAGGGUGUUAAUGAGGAGGUGACCCAUACAGAAGAGACUCUGGCCAGCAACACGUGGUCUCUGAUGCUAAAGGAGGUUUUGAGCUCUCUUCUCAAAGCUUCUGAAGGCCUUUUCUCUGGUCUGACGCUGCUGUCUGAGCUUCUGCCUCUUCCACUGCCAAUGCAUAGCACUCAGGUGACAUCAGUCCAAGAUGUGGCUGUAGCCUUAAACACAAGGAAGCUGUGGAGCAUGCACAUUCGCGCACAGUGGAAAGUGUUUUCCGAGGCAUUCAAAUGUGUGUGCACCACCACCUGCCCUCCUCUCCUGGCCAUACUCAGGAGAGUGUGCGUUCAGCUGGCAGACUUGUCUUCACCCACUGCAACACACAUCAUGAAGACCCUGCUGGAGCUCCUGCUGGAGGAGCUGCAGCCGGCAGAGGGAAAAAGCGUCUCCUGGGCCCAGGUCCUGCGGCUCCUUUCUUUGAUGGAUACUCUGGUGUCUCAGAGAGCCUGUAAGAGCGCAACACUGCAUCUGCUGUCCGGGUCAGUUUCUGGAGAUGAACAGCUGGCCGACCUGUUCCCCUUGUUGUUGUCUCUGUUGGUUCCUCCAACGGAUCACUCCAUACAUCAGCAGCAGUGCAGUGUACUAGUGGGGACAAUAUUACAGUCACUGUGUGACCAGGACAUUUCUCUCGUGGUGUCUCCACCUGGUGAAAGCUGUGUGUCAGAGGCUGAGCAGCUGGCCAAUGCACUUCCGGGACGAGAGAUGAUGUCAUCGGUGUGCAGUUCUCUGUUGGAGGUUUUGGGGAAUGCAGAGAGCAGCGUGCCCCUCCUCCUCACCUGCAUCAGGACUUUGACAUUCCUCACAGAGCACGACUACGGACUCUACCACCUCAAAGUUGCUCUGAAGAAACAUGGCGCUGGGCUGUGCUCGCUGCUGAAGAGGCUGGUGUUGUCCUUCAACAAAGACUCAGCAGAUCUGCUCUCAUCUCUGCUCGACUUUCUCAGGCAGAUCCUCCACACAGAACCAAUGUGUGCUGAAGAGGGUCACGGCUCGAGCGAGGAUCCUGCUUUUGUUCCUCCACGGUUGCUGUCGGGCUCUGAAAUGAAAGCUCUGCUCCAGUGGGAGGAGUCAGAGUCACAUCCAAUACCUGCUUUGGAAAAACAGAUAGCGAAACUAUGUAAAGAUGACGAUUCCCUGGAGACCAUGUUGGAGAACGUGAUUGCUCUGAGGCAGACGUUGCAGGCGGCCACAGACACGCCUCCUGCAGCUGACACCGAGCCCACUCUGCCAGCACCAGAAACACUCGGGGCCCAGUUUAAUCACAGGACGGUUUUCAUUCUGUCUGAAGCUCUGGAUGAGCAGCUGAAGGCUCUGUGGUUCUCUCCGUUCCAGACUGAUGACAUUGAAACAGACCUUGAUAUGGUGAAGGUGGAUCUGGUGGGUCUGGCUCAGGAGUGUUGUCCAGAACUGGACCUGAAGGCGGAGCUGGAGCGCUCCUUCUUGUCUGAGCCGUCCUCUCCGGGUCACACAAAACCUACGAAAGGCUUCCGGCUGGGCAAACACAAACAUGAGACGUUCAUUACGUCUAGCGGGAAGUCUGACUACGUCGAGCCUGCAAAGAGAGCUCACAUCAUGGCUGCUCCUCGUGGCCGAGGAGGUCGAGGAGGGUUUGGGCAGAAUGUCUCCCGACCGCAUGAUAUCUUCCGCCUGCGCAAACAGAAUACUUCCCGUCCUCCCAGCAUGCACGUGGAUGACUUUGUUGCAGCGGAGUUUAAAGACAUUACGACCCCUCUAGGGCUUCUGCCUCCUAAACGACCUCCAAAAAGCGCCCCCAAACCUCCCACCAGAGGGCUGUUCACUGGUAACAGAGGCAGAGCUACUUUCCACAGCCAGACUCGCUUUUUCACUCCACCACAGCCUAAAGGUGUACUGCUGUCAGGAAACUACACUCGGAGAGAAGGAGGCCGAGGGUCAUCGUGGAGCGGUCAGGUUCCAGCUGUUACUCACAGAGGGACCUACAGUGAACCCCGCGGAGGACAGAGCAACUUCACUCGAGGGCCACUGCCUUCUCGGCAAUCCCCUGCAAGUGUUAUAGGGGGAAAAAAAAGUUUGAUUCACUCGUUCCACACUUCAGGUGCGUAUCGGCUGGCUCUUCGGGAUCGAGCUCCACGCGGCAGAGGAGGUACUGGCCUGUCGUGGAUUAGCGGCGGAGGAGGUGGCGGUGGUGCCGGGGGAGGCGUCGGUGGAGGCGGUGGAGGGGGAAGAGGAUCUCAGGGGAGCAAGUUCAGCGGUGGAGGAGGGAGCGGAGGUGGGAGGGGCAGACAUGUUCGCUCCUUCACCAGGUAAAUCCUCCUGGACAAUGACUGCAGCCUCUCACGGCAACAGAAGGGCCAAUCAGGAUAUUAUAUAUGCUGUCUCCAUGGAAACGUGGUGGUAUGAUGUUGUCACAAAUAAUGUACAGACUGUGUUGAUGUUUUCAGUUUUGUUAUUAUUAGCUGUAUUCAGAAAAUAAAAGUGACAGCAAAA